Messenger RNA from Mucor mucedo, 1248 nucleotides. RefSeq names its product Ribokinase-like protein. Gene Ontology annotation, cellular component: nucleus; cytosol. The coding region runs from base 26 to 1063 and encodes 345 amino acids. Gene Ontology annotation, biological process: purine ribonucleoside salvage. The transcript is spliced from 2 exons. Lineage: Eukaryota; Fungi; Mucoromycota; Mucoromycetes; Mucorales; Mucoraceae. Gene Ontology annotation, molecular function: adenosine kinase activity. The record is from RefSeq and is a predicted model, not a curated record.
UUUUAACUUUAUAACAUUUAUCAAUAUGCCUUAUACUCUUCUUGCCAUCGAAAACCCCUUGUUGGAUAUCCAAUGUAAGCCUACUCAAGAGCUUUUGGACAAGUAUAACCUCAAGGCCAAUGAUGCUAUCUUAGCUGAUGAGUCUCACCAAGCCUUGUACAAGGAAAUUGUUGAUAACUAUGAAGUUGCCUAUGUUGCUGGUGGUGCUGCCCAAAACACUGCUCGUGGUGCUCAAUACUUUUUACCCCCUAACUCUACCGUCUAUAUGGGUUGUGUCUCUGAUGAUAAGUUCGGUGAUAUCAUGAAGGAAUCUGCUAAGGCUGAUGGUUUGACUACCAAAUAUGAAAUCACCAAGGAGGCUCCUACUGGUACUUGUGCCGUUUUGAUCACUGGUCACAACCGUUCUCUUGUCGCCAACUUGGCUGCUGCUGAAAAGUUCAACGUCUCUUUUGUUCAAAAGCCCGAGAACUGGAAGAUUGUCGAAGAAGCCAAGUACUACUACUUUGGUGGUUUCUGUAUCACCCACGAUGGUGGUUACAACUCUGCUCUCUUGGUCUCUAAGCAUGCUGCUGAAAACAACAAGACUUUUGCUCUUAACUUGAGUGCUCCUUUCUUGUCUCAAUUCUUCAAGGAACGUCUUGACUCUGUCAUCAAGAACACCGAUGUUCUUUUCGGUAACGAAGAUGAGGCUCGUACUUAUUCCAAGCAAGCUGGUUGGGAGACCGAGGAUGUUGAGGAGAUUGCCAAGAAGUUGUCUCAACUUGAAAAGGGUAACAGCAAGCCUCGUCUUGUUGUUAUUACUCAAGGUGCCGAAUCUACCGUCACUGCUGUCGGUAACGUCUCUCACGUUUACCCCGUCAUCAAGGUCGAUGAGUCCGAAAUUGUCGAUACCAACGGUGCCGGUGAUGGUUUCUGUGGUGGUUUCAUGGGUUUGUAUGCUCAAGGUGUUGAGGAUGCUGCUCGUUGUGUUCAAGCUGGUCAUUACCUUGCCAACCUUGUCAUCAAGCGUGUCGGUCCUACUUAUCCUCCCAUGGCUGAAAGAACCAACGUUCCUACCUUCUAAAUUAUUUAGUUUUUUUAAAAAAAGCUAUGUAAGGUUCAACACCAAAUUUUUGUUUACCCCCCUCCCUUCGAGAAAAAAAAAGUCAUUUUUGCACACACCCUUUUAUUCAUUUUACCUAGAAUGUCGCCCUUGUAUCAUAGUUUCAACACGUAUUGUACUUAAUAAAUUAUAUGUUUUUUUUUUUA